GGGUCACAUGCCUGGGGACGACGGGCUGUGAUUGGCCAGCCCUCUGGGGGCGUCAGACGCCGCGGCGCGCGCCGAGGGCCGCCGGAUCGCUGCUCCGCUGGAAAGCGUGAGGCCGGGCGCGGGGCCUCGGCGGCCGGGCUGGGGGCGGCAGCGCGCCGCUCACACUCAUGAGGGGCCGGAAGGGGCCCGGAAGGCUGAGUGACAGCAGGCCCACCUGAGGAGAUUUGCACCCCGAGAUUUUAAGCACGACAGAAAGCAUCUAGCAGCGCCCUGCUGCCAGCAGAGGGACAGCACGGCGCACAGCCCCAGAGCCGGACGGCAGGUUCUCUGCUCGGCCCCUCCACAAGCAGCCGGGGCCUUCACACGGGCGGGCGGCCCUGGUGACAGAGCAGGACAGACGGCAUUUUGUGUGACCUCGGCAGGGCCCUCUCCCACGUCAUCCCCGUCGGAAGUGGGGGCGCUGCUGCUUUUAAAGCCGACCAGCACGAGCACAGAGCCUGCGCCUUCACACUCGGGUGCUGGCCGCGGUCACAAGGGCCAGUCCCCCGAGAGAACCAGGCACGACCCGGGAUGGAAACGUUUGGAGUUGGGCCGUGAUGGGAAGGAGAGGAUGCCGGCAGGUGGAGCGCGGUCCUCGGCGCGCCUCCGAGCCCGGAGCUGCUCGAGCGAGACGGCCUCGGCCCAGGAAGCCCGCGUCACCACAUCUGCCCGGACGGCAUGUCAGGUCUCCUCACACAAAGCCACCGACCGGCGAACGUCCAAGAAGUUCAAGCAGGACAAAGGUCGCCUUGUGAAGGCGGGACUCCAGAAGCCGGCCCCGCAGCGUGACGGCGCCGCCGCGCCCCCGACAGCCGGCCAGGCCCGGGCGCGGCUCCCCGCAGGGCGCGCCGGGGCAGCGACGCAGGACAGGGCGCCCCCGCCGACGCGCGCGGCCCCUGCCGGAGGGGAGUCCGACGGCGGCGGCCCCGCGAGGGAUGGGGCGGCACUGGACCCGGGGCGGGGCCGCGUGCCCCCGCUGCAGAUGGACAACAGCGCCCUGCUGGACGACGACAGCAACCAGCCGAUGCCCGUGAGCCGCUUCUUCGGGAACGUGGAGCUGAUGCAGGACCUCCCGCCCGCAUCAUCAUCCUGCCCCUCGAUGAGCAGACGCGAGUUCAGGAAGAUGCAUUUCAGAGCCAAAGACGACGACGACGCGGACGGAGCGGAGCCGUAGAGGGUGGAGCGUGCGCGCCGGGCUCUGCGUGGUCGGUGCCGCCAACGGCCGGAUGCCUCGGCAGGUCGCAGGCGUACAGAGGACGCACCUCCAGGGGCCCGUGCUCCUCAUCGCAACUCAGAGCUGACCCUCAGAGGUCAGCAGCACAGAACGCCCGCACCUGCGGGGAUGGCGCGCGGGAACUAGACCUUUGCGUGUAAAGCUGCCGUUUCCACGGCGAUGUGUUUCCUCCCGGCUGUUACCUGCGGUGGUGGCCAGCUUCUCUCCUAACACAGAGAGCUCUGUAGAGAAAGCUCUUAAGCGCUCUAGUUUUGGUAACAUGCAGGUUUAUUUUCCAUAAUCAAAGUUUGAUCAUUCUUGUGACUGAGUCAACGCCAGUUCUUAAAGAAUGCUCCUUUAUUUCUGUAUGUGAAAUCUAUGCUUACCUUGGAUGCUUAGCAAAAUACAUAUGGAAAAAAAAUAAAAUAUAU
This is a messenger RNA of Hippopotamus amphibius kiboko, 1683 nucleotides long. RefSeq names its product chromosome 1 C1orf174 homolog (gene C1H1orf174). The transcript has 5 exons. The record is from RefSeq and is a predicted model, not a curated record. Lineage: Eukaryota; Metazoa; Chordata; Mammalia; Artiodactyla; Hippopotamidae. The coding region runs from base 611 to 1213 and encodes 200 amino acids.